This is a messenger RNA of Staurois parvus, 476 nucleotides long. Lineage: Eukaryota; Metazoa; Chordata; Amphibia; Anura; Ranidae. The record is from the annotation of a GenBank genome assembly.
AUGGGCCCCUGUACCGCCUCCUCAUGCUGCUGCCAGGCCCGUAAUCUGCCAUGGGCCCCCGUACCGCCUCCUCAUGCUGCUGCCAGGCCCGUAAUCUGCCAUGGGCCCCUGUACCGCCUCCUCAUGCUACUGCCAGGUCCAGAGUGUCUCAUGGGUCCCUGUACGGCCUCCCAUUGCUGCUGUCUCCAUCGCCACACUCUGCCAUGUGCCACUUUCAGGUCUCCUCACACUGCUGGUGGGUUCCAUUUUUGUCAUAGGGUGCUGUAUGGCCUCCCAUUGCUGCUGCCCUCCACCGCCACACUGUGGCUCCACACUCUGGUUUUGGCCCCGUGACUGCCCAAAUGAGUGAAGUGUGCGGUGAUUCUAAGAUCGACGGCACUCAUCUGCAUGUCAUACUGACUGACAGUAUUAUUUCUCUUCCCCAGCAGACUCCAAGGGCAUUUAAAUUAAAGGUACAGUGUUCUGCACUAAUAUAA